Molecule: messenger RNA, 477 nt
Organism: Podospora pseudocomata
Lineage: Eukaryota; Fungi; Ascomycota; Sordariomycetes; Sordariales; Podosporaceae
Exons: 2
Coding region: 1-477 (158 amino acids)
Source: RefSeq, a predicted model, not a curated record
AUGGCUGGGAGCAGGGGAUUGUGCGGGGCAAUGCGGGGUGCCCUCCCGGUUGCUGCCAGGGCUGGCACGAGGCAGCCAAGGGACCGCCGCCAUUCUCUCCUUGAGCUUCUCCAGUUCUCCAGCUUCUCCAAGCAGUUCCAAUUCUACAGCUUCUCCUCAUCAACCGGCGUAUGUUGCGCUGGUAGCAAUCUGCAGGAACCGCUGGGAGGUGCAGAGGUGCAUGCUUCAGCGAGGCGCAGCACCAGAAUGUUUGGUCAUGGCAACCUCUUUUUGUAUGGCUUCCACCGGAGGAUGGCAUCCGCAACCCUGCCAGCUUCUCGCAUCUUGUCGUCCCGAUCCAGUUCGCUCAUGCACCCUGUUAACGCCGUUGGGCAAGACUCGAUCGAUUCCAUCGCCACAACGUCGUUUCGAGCAACCCUCCAAGCCAGCCAAGCAUGCUCCCAAAAAUGGAAGCCGCCCAUCUGCACCCACGGAUAG